AUGAUCCGGAUAGCCGGGUUGUUAGCCCUUACUCAGCGCUCUGCGCUUCUUAAAGUAUCCAGUGGUAACGAGCGCCCUGGAGACCGCAGUUAUAAUGUUUCUAAAAAUGAGGAGCACAUGUUGACAGGGGCGACUGAGAGAGUAUUUACUAAAUUGCUGAUUGAACACCUCCCUAAACAAUGCAAGUCACACUACUGGUCAUUUCAGGACCUAAUGAAUAACGAUGUCAAGGGGGCUAUAUCUUCAGGAGAGCCUGCAGCUGCCACCUUCAUUUUCUUCUCAGGCUUGGAACAGGUUGACGUCACCACAGAGCUCCUUGCAAAGCUCGAUGAGCUAUUAUUUACACACGAACAUCUAGCCAUUGUGUGUUUUAUCACCUCUGAGCUGAUACCCUACACAUUUAUGCGAUUCUUCGAUAUAUAUGAGGAUCUAAGCGCGUUGGCAGGUGGUGAAGACCUGCAAAACCAUAAGGUGUGGAGCCAACUUUCAGCUAAGUUAAGGGAACAGACAGUGACUAAUGAUAAGAUUGAUAAAAUACCGAUUCACCCUAAACUCACAGAUAGUAUCUAUAGUAUCGUAAUGAGCAUUCAAUCAACUGUCUUUUAUCAUGACGUGUUACUACUUCCUGCAGACGGAGAAGAUGGCGCGCCGAAAACCUUUGAGCUGACACCCGUUAAAUUAGAUCUCUACUUAAUAAGAGUCAUUGAAUACUGGGCCAGGGCGAUUGCAUACUAUGACACCCUUCUGAGCUCCUCCCCCCUCAGGCCAGUUGUCCUUCCAGCUCACGUCUCUGAGGCUCGCAGACUGGUGUUAACCCAUAGGGUGGCCACACUCCCUCUUACUGAGCUCACACUCGAAGAAAGAGGCCGGAUGCCAGAGUCCUUCGCGUACCUUUACAGGCUCCGUGCGAUGCUUGAAGCUCUGCCUUUGUAG
Giardia duodenalis is the source of this 933-nucleotide messenger RNA. RefSeq lists its product as uncharacterized. The coding region runs from base 1 to 933 and encodes 310 amino acids. The record is from RefSeq and is a predicted model, not a curated record. The transcript has a single exon. Lineage: Eukaryota; Fornicata; Diplomonadida; Hexamitidae.